Molecule: messenger RNA, 7739 nt
Organism: Toxoplasma gondii ME49
Lineage: Eukaryota; Apicomplexa; Conoidasida; Eucoccidiorida; Sarcocystidae
Exons: 2
Coding region: 357-6587 (2076 amino acids)
Source: RefSeq, a predicted model, not a curated record
GGUUCUCGUGAAGCACCGCGAUUGCGGCAACAAACAAAGCUGCGCAAACUUGUACAUGAGUUUUACGGCUCUGCGCAUAUGACUUACCACGGUUUUUUGUUGCCGCGCGGGACCUUAGCUCGGUGUUUCAGCGUCUCUGUUUUCAAAUUCACUUGUGGCAACUUCUCGAAACCAGCGCGCCAGCACGAGGUAAUGCGCUGUCUUGGCUGUGUUCAACGGCGAACCGGGGUCGCCGGCUCGACGUGAGUCUCUCGCUAGGGUCAUUUUUAUAUCAUUUUGUUCGAUGUUGUUUUCCGUCUAGGAUUUCUCCUGUGUUUCAGUUUGGUGGUACAGUUUCCACGUUGGACAGCGGAAGAAUGGACACCCUCGAGUCGGUUGACUCUCUCGCAGCUCGGAAGCUGCCAGACAGCGUCGAGCCUCAACUCGACGCUUGUCUGAAAAAUCCGGCGAUGACUCUCCCGAGAGAUGUCUUCAAUCCAGAAGAGGACCUUUUACCUGAGGACCGCUCUGGCCAGGCUCACGCGUCGCCUCUAAUCGCGAAGUGCGGUGCCGAAGAUCUGGGUCACUUCGACGCAGAUAUCCGCGCUUCGUCUGUAAGCACAGAAGACCAACCUACGAACACUUUCCCAGCAGACGCCUCUCAUUCGGUACCUGACGUCCCUUCUGAGACCUCCGAUCACUGUCUGUCUGUUUCAGAGACUGCGCGGGUUGCUUCCGAGGACGAAGAUCUGAGUGUCUCGUGCCAUUCGUUUGUGGACUCUCCGGUGGGAGUGAGCAGGAAAAAUGAGGAAGAAGUCGGCGACCACCACAGUCAGUCCACCGUAUGCGGUGCCCAAGAAAAUAGAACUGACCAAGAAGUGGUUGUCGGAUUGACUCCGAUGCAACAAAUGGAAUCCCCUGGUACAGUCCCAGUCACAGACUGUGCUUCUGUGCCCCCCGUCGCACCACUAAACCACGAUCCCCUGUUAGAACCGUCGUCGCACCUUGGGUUCGGACAAGAGGUACGCUUUGCAGAAGACGACGAAUGCACUUUCGAGGAGAAGCCUUACCCUGCUGGGAAACAACAGGAUAGAGAAUCGAACCACCUGCAGGGUAGGGAGGUGUUGCCGACUCAACCAUUGCCAUUUCCUACGAGCUACGACUGUGUGUCUUCACUCCAGGAGCCUUGUCGAGACAGUAGCUCGUGGCACAGCUCUGAUCCAGCGGCAGUGUCUCAGUCGUUCAACCGCCUUCGUGGGUUCGAACCGUGUGUUGUUUUUCCGAAACAGACGACGAGAAAUUCCUUUCCUCAGGCCGCUCCGGCACUUCCCAGUGAAGCCGCGAAGGGAAUCCUGAGGUUCCAGUGCCCAUCUUUAGAAGAAUCUCCGGAGUCUUUCACCGCCGAGAAGCGCGAAGAAGUCAGUGUCCUACCCCCGACCUUUCACUGCGACUCUUCCUCAGACUCGCCCUUCGCUUCCACCAUCGCCGAUGACUCUGCUCAAAUUCGACGAAGCGCACCUCAGGCGAUGCCUUCUUCAAGUUCCCCUUCCUGUGGGUCUCCCGUGCACGCCUCGUUGCGUGAACGUCUGCCGAUCCACGCGUCCGUCGUCUCUCCACUUUCCUCUGCUCCCGCACCUCUUCCAGUGUUGUCGCGGCCUCCAGAACUGAGUAGCCUCUUCAUCACUGCUUCUGCUGUCGCGUCUCCCUCGCGCGUACCACUUGGGCCAGACACGAAGGAUCCCGCUGGCGACUCUGUGUCGCGACGAUCCAUCGCUGCAGAGGUGCAUGCUCCAGGCGAUCUACCCAACACACCGCCUUCCACGCCGCAAGGAGCGAAUGGAGCCAUGCUUGGCCAUCGCGUCCCUCCUCCCCAGGACAGGCCUCGCCGACCCAUGUGCUCUGGCGCGCCUCUGACAUAUUGCCAGCCUCUUCAGUCUCUCUCCAGUCGUCCGGGCGCGCUGACCGGCACAAAGAAAUCUGAAGCGGAGAGACUUCUAGAUGCGCGAGACGACGAGGAAACAGAGUGGAAGCGGCUCCGCGCGAAGUUCGAGACUCUGCGCCAACAAAGGCGGGAGGAAAUGGAGAGGCAGUUGCGUCUCGACGAGGAACGGGACGAGCGGGAGCUACAGCAGCUGCAGCUGAGGAAAAAACGUGUGGAAAAAGGGUUUGGACAGCCCUUAGCGGAAGGUCGCUCCGCGCUGGGUUUCCCCGUCGAACAGGAGAAAGUGCGCGAAUCUCAAGGGAUUGACGACCCCGAGUGCAUGCUUCCCGAGGAACGAGAAAGUCACCUCUUGCAGGUCGUAGCCGAACAGACUGACUCGUCGUCCUAUAUUCCGAAUCGGAAUCAGACGGCGGUUUUUGGAUCCGGAACGCACCGCAUCACAGAGACUGACCUAGAACCUUCCCUGCCCCUUCCCCAGUCUCCCGUACACACAGCCGGGGAGGCGAAGCUGGGCGACGAUGCCAACUCUUCAGAGACCAUUUCUGAAGGUUCUCACGAUGCCUCCAAGGCAGUACCAUUCGGGCCCGUGCCUGAGACAAAAGCAGACGAAUGUGAGUCUGAAACUCAAGGACAAACAUCGCUCCUUCCUCCCUCAAUCGGGAGCAUGACUGCGUGCGUGGGUUGCAGAGCAGAAGACCGGCUGCCCUCGUUCGGAGGGCACCGAGAGCAGAAUGACCAUUUCGAACAGGAUCCUGAAGAAGAUGGUCCGGCACCGCCGGCGCAGCAGAGUUGCAGGAGCGCUGGCAUCCUUGUGCCAGAGAUUUCUUCUCCCAACACGGCACGAUAUCCCGAGCAUGGCCAGCAAGCAGUCAUUUAUUCACCCACAAGCUUCCAGGCCUCCAGUAUUUCUGAAACUAAUGGAGGUAUCCGAUACAAAAAGACUAUUUCUCUUUCCCCCUCCGACGUCGUUCCCUGCGCAGAGACAGUCACAUCCCCGCUUCCUCCCCGUCUUCCAGUUGCCCUACUUUCAGGCACUGCGGACGGCCGAACUGUCUCUCCCACUUCCACCUCCGGUUCACCUCUCUCGAGUCCUCUGCAGGCCGAGUCACCUCUCUCGUUUCCAGAGAGUUCCCACGCCGGCGUUCAGUCGCCUCUUUCGGCAGCGGAAGAGCAGCUUCACUACCACAAUCUGCCCACAUAUUCCCGAAAUGAUUCUUAUCUGGCGGCAAUCUUGAACCAGGGAAACGAAGGAGCCUACAACAAUCCAGGCUCCGGGUCUCUGCCAGUCGGCAACAGUGCGUUGGUUUCCUCCAUGCACCACCCUGUGACGCAUGCGGGGAUUGUAAACGAGUUUCCAGGCGUAGAUUCAGCUGCCCAUGCGUCGUGUGGUUCUCGUUCCGCCUUUGUCUGGGGUUCUGAGGGCUUCUGCGAAUCGAGUCCUAGCCUUCAGCUAGGUGCAAGCUCGCUGACCUGGGCCCCGCUCUGCUCGCCAUCCCAAGCUCUUUCGAGCCUGCGUUCGCCAACUGUUUUAAAGGACCUCGAUGCCAGCGCGUCGUCUGCCAAGCCUCCGUCCGGGAGCACAACUCCUCGGGUUAUCAGCAUCCAUCCCCAUAGUCUGUCACCCCAUCCAGCGUCUUCUAGUCGAACAGGAGACUCCCCUUCUAGUUACUCGAAGACCGCGGGGAACUAUUGCUCGCAUGAAAUGGCGACUGUAUCGCCAGUUGCCGCGUACGAUCAGGCUUGCCAAGUCCAGGUUGCUGGUGUCCCCGGACAGUAUCAGUCCAUGCAAAUGCCUGACUCGUUUCUUUCUAAAACCACGGCAGGGCCAGGGACUACAGAGGCGGACCAAAGGGUCGCUGCCACCCUUUCGAAUGGGUUUGACCUAAAUUCUGCUCGCGGUACCGCCUCCGAAAGAACCAAAGAGUGGAGUGAGCAGGAGAGCGCAAGGCAUGUUUCCUACAAGGUACCACAUGAAAUGAGACAGGACAUUCUCCAUCAAAGAGGCGCUCCACAAAAUCAGAUCUGCCGUGGGGGUUUGCCUGCAUGUGCCGCGACCUUGCCCCUUCAAACCAGUCCUGUGCCGAUGCGCGUCCCGUCCUCGAUGGCGGGCUCUCAAAUGUCUGCGCAGUACCGAAUGCCAAGCCAGACAGUUGCGAGGAACUGUCACAGUUUCCACGAUUUGCAGCCUUCCCGGGGUUACUAUACUGCGUCGGUUAGCUCGGUUUGUGGAAGAUACGCUAACGGCGACGAUGCGGUGUCUAGAGGCGCUGGCAAGCCUUUCCAGGCAGGCGAAGAAAGACCUGGUGCUGUCGAGUCUUGCGUAUUACACGCAUAUGCUCAGACAGUCACCGACUCCGGUCAGUCGGUGUCGGGGUUUCCUCACAUGCCUCAGCACCUGGGCCCGUUUGUUGCCGUCACAUGCUCACAAGGGACGAUUCGGCCUUUCAAACGCACCACGAGGUGCCGGGGGCGCAAGGGGAGUCGGCCGUUGUCCCCGCAGUGUGGCAGCGGCACGAGCCCCGACGCGGCUUUUGGAUGCGGGACCAUGACAAGCCAAGCAGAAAUGUGUCUACAGGACGACUUUUUUCCAGACGAGCAGGCAGUGCCUCCCUACGCGCCAUACCCCGAUCGUUAUGAAGCAGGUUUCGCUGACCAGCCGUUUGCCUAUCGUGAGGCGAUGCAGCACGACAGAGUCCAGCCUCCGACUCCUCGGAAACGGUUUUUGGGCGGCACGACGCGGCUCUUUGGAGGCCUGAAGACUCAUAGGCCCUUCCGACCACGCGCCGCGUCCGCAGCGGACAAUUACGUGGGCCUAACAUGCUCGCAACUGCCUCUGCCACCUCUUUCCUCCCACCAAGUAGGCAGCGCGAGCCGGUGGGCAAGCCUUGCACGGUUCGGCGAAGAUCUCGUGGGGACCCGCCUCGUUUCGAAUUCGGGAGCAACCUACCAUGCCAACUCUCAGCCUUUGAAAGGCGCCUUACCCCAACCACGCGUGGAGGCGAUUUUCAUCCCGCAUCCGCCUCAGAGGAAGGACUUCCCGCCAUUCGCGGUCCCCUCUCCGAUUAUGCUCCCUGCUGAGCCUAGCAACGAGCAGAACGUUUCUCCGGACUCCGGCUUCGAGUCGCCACGCCGCAAGAGCUCUCGAGUUUCUUGUCUGGCGGGGACAGUGGCGGCAGCUGCGCGCGAGACGCUUUCCGAUGUCGGAGAGAAGCUCAUUGGCGAGGUAGGAAGCGCCGCAGCGAGGGGCGGCACGAUGGUUAGGCAGAUUGCUUCCAUGCUUCAGAGGGGCUUCGACACCCUCGUAGAAGGCGAGUCUUAUGAUGCUCGGCCUCGACUUCCCAGAGACGACAAACAGGCCUUGGAGCAUGAUGGGAGCGCAGCUCGCUUCGAUGGAGACACCACUUACCUCAGUGCUCUACAUGCAGCAAGAAGGCACGAAGCCGGGUGCCUACAACCACACGAAAGGCAACCGGGAGAAGUCGGAGACGAAAGGUUUGGUCUUCUUCGAAGUGCUUGGUUUACCGCGUCCUCGGCCGAGGGUGCAGAAGAACAGAUUGCGUAUCGUGAAGGGAGUCUCACCCAAGACGGAUUUGAAGAGGCACUGCCGAAACCGUCAAAAAUGCAGCGCGGAGAAUGUCAUCGGGACCGAUCCGCGUGUGGGGCUGCCUCUGGAGGCACUGAGGUGGUCUUACCUACGACGACGACGGUACGCCGACCUCUGCCGUCCAUCUCAUUUUCGGGAACGAAAAACAACCUUUCCGGCUCUCCAGAUUUCAGCUGGCACCCCGCGGAAAGCCCGGAGCCGUCACGAGAAGAAACACGUUUUACGCGACCUUUUCCACCAGACAAGAAUAUGGACAGGCAGCCCUGGGUUCCGCCUGCCUCCCUUGAUCAACCGUUAACACAGAAUUUGGGGACCGAUUUUGCGGGCAAUAUCCCUGAGUCACGAGGAAGCACCUGUCUCGUUGACUGCCUGGCGUAUGGUUUCGACUGCGCAUCGGGAGAUGUGGCCGCACAAGGACUGAAGAGCGUGCACGCUGCGUCAGGCUUCCAGAAUUCAGAAGUGCCUCCGAAGAUAUCUCAGACUUUUUCAGCUACACCCUCUGCUUCCUAUGUGAAAGUAGUCUCGGGUGGUGACUCUUUUUCCGAGACAGGCUCGAAUCUUGUGGGGAAAACCCAGUCGUUCUACCUCUCCCCUUCCGCCAGCGUCACCGCCACCGACCAUGCCCGGCUACCAGUACAAAACGCCGAUUUCUGUUCUCCACAGAGACAAGCUAUCCUCACUCACGACACGUGUAAUAAUGCCCAGUCUCCACAGAAGGCGCUUUCGCCACACUCGUCUUUCUACCUUCCAGAAAGGAGCAUCGUCCGCCCUGCCUCUACCUCUCAAGUUUCCAACGGACAAACCUCAGUGAUAAACUCGGAGGCAGUGACCAGCCCGCGCCAGCCACAACACGAACAACUCGGAAGUGAAAUGCUUCAGUCGAAUCAGCGGCGCCUGGGCAAUUGCCCCCCUUCGUUCCACUGCUACGAAUUGGUGCGGGGUCGUAGCUUGCCCGCUGUGGAGGGAGUUGAACAGACAGAAGCUUUGAGGCAGAAGUACGAAGCUUGCGACAGCAUCGUGGGCAGAUGGAAAGACAGGUAUAAAUCCGCAAGAGGCCUCUGAAAAGAGGUGGGAGAGUCGGGGAGGGAGGGUACGGAAGGCCGAGGAAUACCUGGGUGCGAGCAGGGUGUUUUGUAAGUGUGUGGAAUGUUAAGAGCGAUGGAUGUCUCGCUUGGAGAACCCAAGCAGAAGCGGUUUCUCUGUUCAUUGCUAGUGACUGGUUGCGCGAAACGGACACUCGAGUAGGCACGAGAUCUGGAAGCAUGACACGCUCUGCGGAAAGUUGUCUCAGUCCACUCUUGUGGUCGGUCUGUACAGGAGUAUGUAGAAAAUUUCUCUGGGAGUUCGAGUUGCACUACUGGUUUAGAUCUUCUCCACUUUGAAUACUUCAGAUACCUUUUCUUCGGCCAGGCGAGCGAGAAAUGGCUUCGAUUUUGAUGAUUGCUCCAAAGUUUCAUUUUUCCUGUGACACCGGAUGCGGGAAAGCUGUUGAGCUGAGCUCUGUGUUCGAGUCUUUCGUGUUGACCCUCGUGCCGGUCGUGUGCCGCAGAAUUUAGACAGCAGAACGGUUUUGUUGAAGCUGUGGAAUCAGACUUCGUGUUAAAACUUGUAGUUUUUCCCCUUCGACGUGACGUCUGCUUUCGCUCCGUUUCUACUAUGCACUGGACCUUUCUGUCAGAGGUUGAACUUUUCGCUCCGAAAAAAUGGCAGACUCCGCGAAUGACAAGCUUUUUCGAGAACACGCGGGUAGGCCUGAGAGUGCCACGCGAGCGGAAAGCCUCGACCUGACCUUUUGCCACACUUUGUGUCUCUUGGCAUUCCGAGCACCUCUACAUGCAACCCUUGACGAAAUACAACGCUUUAGAUACCCUUCGCUCUUCAGUAAAGACAGCAGCGCCUUCGCGAGCUGCAGCGUAUACCAGCGAGGACUCGGGAAAGCAACACUUCUAAAAAACAGACUCUCGUCCUCAAAAAUACUCCGUCUCUUUUCACCACGGGACCGAUGCCAAAGAAACGUCUCCUCUUUAUUCAGGCCGAAAGGAUUCCCGGGGCGUUUCGCCUACCGGAGCUUGACACCUCGCGCCAGUACUCUACUUUGACCAGUUCACAAGCAGCCAUACAUCGACGCUUUUGCCCAUUUGAAUACCUCUUUUCUAGCCUUAAAAUAGUUGGUUUUCACAAGUCGACGCAGUGCGGAAGCAAAAAGCCUCCUCU